AUGAACACGCUCAAAUGUGCAUUCGGAGUUUCGGCUGGAAACUUCUUGGGUUUCUUGGUUUACCAGCGGGGAGUAGAGAUAGAUAAAAACAAGGCAAGGGCGAUCAUCAAUGCCGAACCACCAAAAACCAAGAAGCAGCUUCAGAGACUGAUCGGUCAAAUAAACUUUAUGAGGAGAUUUAUUGCAAACACUGCAGGGCGACUUCGCAUUUGGAGUGCCUUGUUAAGAGGAAAAAAGACCGAUCAGUUCAUAUGGACGAGCGAGCAGCAAAAAGUAUUCGAUGAGUUGAAGGUAUACUUGGCUAAACCCCCAUUCAUGACUCCUCCAAAGCCGAAUAAGCCGCUGUUACUUUAUUUAUCGGCCGCGCAUGAAUCUUUGGGGUGUAUGCUCGCCCAAGAGGAUGAAGGGGUAGAAAGAGCGGUUUACUACCUGAGUCACGGUUUGACCGAUACAGAAAUCCGCUACACCGACAUAGAAAAGAUGUGCCUUUGUCUAUACUUCACUUGUUGUAAGCUCCGAUAUUAUUUGUUGCCAGUGGUAGUCUACGUUUUGUUCCAGACCGAUAUCAUCAAGUAUAUUUUGUCGAAACCAUACUUGAGAAAUCAGAUUGAGAAGUGGGCAAUUGCUAUGUCCAAAUUCACCCUGGUUUAUGUUCCUCAAAGAGCAGGUUUAGGGCAAGUUUUGGCCGAUUUUUUAUCUGAUCAUACUGGUAUCGCUAUUAAGGAAGAAACAGUUAGUUGCGUCGCCAUAACCACGUGGAGAAUGUGGUUUGACGGAUCUAAGACCAGUCAGGGGGCAGGAGCCGGAGUGCAUAUCAUAUCGCCUUUGGGGGCAUCUUACCAGUUGUCAUAUAAACUCCAUUUCGAGUGUACCAACAAUCAAGCGGAGUAUGAAGCUCUAAUAUUCGGCCUCGAGAUAUUGGGGACACUCUUUGUUUGUCAUCAAGCAAGUAAUUGGGGAAUUCAAGAUACAAGGCUAGAAUACACAAAAAGAGCUGACAAUUGUAUCGCCAAUGACUUGUCUCAACACGAUAGUGGUUAUAAGGUGAACCUUCAAUUCGAUGCAAUCGAGAGGGAGACGCCGAAUCUUCAUACUGGGGGCAUCACUGUUGAUGAAAUAGGUUUUUCUGUUUAUCAAUUAGAUGUAACCCAAGAUUGGAGGAUCGAAAUCCUGGGGUUGUUUGAGAAACCAGAUCAAACAAACAGAAGGCUAAGGACCUUGGCCCUGAAUUAUGUUGUUCUAGUUGGCGAGCUAUACAAGAAGGAUUUCGAAGGUUUAAUCUUUAGGUGCAUCGGCUCAAAGGAGGCAAUAUGGAACAAGACUACAUUAGGUAUGCGAAGGGAUGCGAAGCUUGUCAGAAAUGUGGACCGAUACAACAUGUGCCCGCCGAAGAACUUCAUUCCAUUAUCAAGCCGUGGCCAUUUCAAGGAUAGGCAGUCAAUCUCAUAG
Mercurialis annua (annual mercury) is the source of this 1449-nucleotide messenger RNA. RefSeq lists its product as uncharacterized. Gene Ontology annotation, molecular function: nucleic acid binding. Bases 1 to 1449 code for a protein of 482 amino acids. The transcript is spliced from 3 exons. The record is from RefSeq and is a predicted model, not a curated record. Lineage: Eukaryota; Viridiplantae; Streptophyta; Magnoliopsida; Malpighiales; Euphorbiaceae.